ACAUUCUUUUGCCCUUCUGCUAGUAUGUUGGCUCGGAAGAGCAGCCAACCCAGACACGCAAGUGCUCGAAUAAUGCCUAUAAAUCUGGCGCAAGCCCCAGAAUUCCACUCAUUCCACACACUCCGUAUAUACUAUGCAUCCUUCCGAAAUGAUUUUGGACAGCCACCUCCGCUUUAGCCCACCAUGGACGAAGACUUGGCACUGAGAACCGCGUUUGACGGCGCGGGCUCGUUCGCCGAGGUCACGCAGAAAAUGCAAGCUUCGCGCAACAACCCAGUUCAAGUCUUGCACGAAGAAGCUGGCACACAAUGCGAGACAGUGCACUACAACAACAUUAUCAACGAGUUUGGAAAUAGAAUAAUGGUGAGAGACGGCAAAAAGUAUUACGUCGGAAGAGAUCCCAACAACACGGACUUUCGGUUUGCAAUCGUCCAGGUAAAAUUCUGGAACAAGUCUGAUGAGCUGGAAGAAACCAUGCACGAGUUCCAGUCGCCCCAUAUGAAGGCGGUCAUCAAGGCAAUCAUUCCAGAGUACAAGGACCACAACAUCAAGUCGGACAACAUCACCACCAACGAGCCUUAUUUCUUGUUCCACCACCGAGACGAGCUACUCCGCUAUGGACUCGCACUCACUGAUCACACUGCGCGAGAACAUGUCACCUAUCUCAAUACCUACGCAUGGCAGCUGUUCGAAGACGCUUUCCUGACCCACUUCAACUUUGUCGAGACUGCAGUGGGAUGCCCCACGAUCGACUUUGCGAGCCUGUGGACAAUCUUCACACCAGGAGACCUAGUCUGCGUGAAGGUGCCUAGCUCCUCCCAGAUCGACUACAAAACACUUCGAGUCUUUCGGUUCAAAUCAAUGUCACUGUCCCAUCCCAUCUAUUCCAAGAAAAGCGUUCGCUCGAAGAAUUUCUGGGCCAUCAAUUGUUUCCGCUCCACCGGCUCUUUCAUUACGUCCGUCUACGCAUUCCCAGGGCUUGUUUCGGUCUAUGGGAUGGACAUUUGUCCCCUUCAAGGCCAUCCCGAAGAGGAGGCAAUCAAGGAAUCCCUUCUCGCAAGGGGAAAAAUACUCAUGGGCUUCCAUCAAACGUCUUGUCAUCGCCAAUACAGCUGCCGAGGUGAUGAUGGGUCAGCGGUAAUCCAUCGUGUGGUUGUCGAUCCCGUGCCCGAGAAAAACUGUUGCGGCAAUGAUAGCGAUGACGACGAUGAUGGCGAUAAAGCCGGCGAUGGCAGCGCCUCAAAUGAUUGCAGCCGCUCCAACAGGGCGACCAAAGCAACCCUCACAGACGAAGAGUACAUCAUGUGCAGCCCAUACGUUUCCGCGUACGAUCUAAACUCGAGGACGUGGUCACCGGUUCUUGUCAGCGCCCUUGAGCCUGUCCAGUACGAGUCUGAAGUCUUCACUCAGUCGCUGUUGCUUGACAACAAGUACAAGAAUAUGAUAUCCUCGCUCAUCCGGGGAAAGAUUGGGGAGUCUGGGGACGGAAGCGGAGGAACCAUGAACGGGAAAGGCAAUGGUCUCGUGUUUCUCCUACACGGGGAGCCCGGGACGGGGAAUACACUGACAGCCGAAAGCAUUGCAGAACACUGCCGGCGGCCCCUGCUCAGGAUCGACUCUAGCACUUUGGGAACGACCUCGGAAUCUGUCGAGAAGGGUCUUCAAGAGGUCCUAUCACGCGCUGCAAGGUGGAAGGCUAUAGCGUUAUUGGACGAAGCUGAUGUGUUCAUGGAGCAGCGCUCCAGUGUCACAUCGGACAUUACAAGAAACAGCCUCGUCGCAGUCUUCCUGAGAGUCCUAGAGUACCACGACGGGAUCCUUUUCCUCACCACCAAUCGCGUUGGCGUGUUUGAUGCCGCGUUCAAGUCCCGAGUACAGGUAGCGAUCCAUUAUCCGCCCCUCGGCAAGGACGGCCGAAUGAAGUUGUGGUGUCAGUUCCUGGCCAAGACGUCUUUCAGGAGCAAUCUUCCGGACACUUGUGAAAGCUCUGACCCCUCUCUAUUCACCGUGAACAAGAGUGGCUCGACGGACGAUGGGUUGGAACGGCUAGUGGUCGAGCCCCUGAACGGGCGGCAGAUUCAGAAUAUCGUCAAGGUUGCUGCCGCCGUAGCCAGCGGCGCCAAGACUCCCUUGACGAUUGAGGGUCUGUGGAACACCCUCCAGAACGUGAUGGCGUUUGACAGGGAUUUUUCGCAGGACUCCAAGCGAAGAGCUCUGGAUGCCGAUCCAGAAGGGGAGGGUGGUGUUCGAAGAGAGGCCAAGCCUCUGACCGCAACAGGCGUUACUGCCACCAAAUGGCCACUUAUGCUUGUGCCUUGGCGCGACCUACAGCGACUUCCAUCCACUGGCGCAGCAGCAGAGCGCUCCCUAAUCCCUGCAUCAGCAUCGCUAGCACGCAGCACUGGCCUCGUAUGGGCCCCAGACUUUUGCCUCCCGACCGUCCCGUCCAUCUUGCAAACGACCCUGUCCGCCGAGGAAGCACCUUGGCUAGGACAGCUGGAGCUGCAGACGGCGGAGACACGCAUGGUGGCUGCAGUCGGCCCGGCCACAGGGAGACUUGGUGGGAAACGUAACGUUGCGCCACACCAGCCCAGAUCGACCAGGUCAGACGUUGUCAACGGCGACGUCACGGGCCGCAGCUCCUCCCCGAUCCCUGACCAGAGGUGCACCGCAGGGCCGUUUGGUGGGCCAGGCCUGGGUCGCCCUGCUCGGAAAGAAGACAAACAGAGGGUCGGGCAGUGGUGGCCGCUGAAUCGUGUCAAGAUCCGGUACCGAUCCAAGGCCUUCUCUUGGCCCUACCGUCCUUGA
This is a messenger RNA of Gaeumannomyces tritici R3-111a-1, 2808 nucleotides long. RefSeq lists its product as hypothetical. The record is from RefSeq and is a predicted model, not a curated record. Gene Ontology annotation, molecular function: ATP binding; ATP hydrolysis activity. NCBI's taxonomy places the organism in Eukaryota, Fungi, Ascomycota, Sordariomycetes, Magnaporthales, Magnaporthaceae. The coding region runs from base 184 to 2808 and encodes 874 amino acids. The transcript is spliced from 8 exons.